This is a messenger RNA of Trichophyton benhamiae CBS 112371, 393 nucleotides long. RefSeq lists its product as uncharacterized. NCBI's taxonomy places the organism in Eukaryota, Fungi, Ascomycota, Eurotiomycetes, Onygenales, Arthrodermataceae. The coding region runs from base 1 to 393 and encodes 130 amino acids. The transcript is spliced from 2 exons. The record is from RefSeq and is a predicted model, not a curated record.
AUGGUGGAUCUUGGGCGUCCAACGGCCGAUGUGCCUAGUCGGGGAUACCAGCUGUGGGUGACGGACGUGGUUGUUGUGAUUGUUGCUGGCAUCUUCGUGGCUAUCCGUCUGGUCUCGAGAUAUCUGAGGAGCGGAAUCCAGGUCGACGACUGGACUAUUCUGGCAGCUCUGGUGACUGACAUGUCUGCAGCCGUUGGGUAUGGAUUCGGCAAACAUGAUUGGGAUAUAACCGACGAGCAGGAGAAGAAGUCCCUCAAGGUAAGCAUCCAUAUCAUCAUCUUCUUCAUCUUCUUCUUCAACAGCAGCCAGAAUACAGCUCUUGCUAACGGGUCUGGUCUGGCAGUGGAUUCUGGUCGCUCAAGUGUUAUACAAGCUGGUGAUUUGUCUGGCUAA